UACACAUCGCCUCUUCGCCCCGAGGUAAAAUGGAUAACGGGAUUCUAUUGGGGCGUGUAAACUGAAUGGGCGGCAACUUCAAAAGAAAAAUGAAAGGUGCCGAAUCAGAUUGCAUCCUUGCACUGCAAUAUUUCGAUGGAAGCGACAAGUGUGCAGGAUACAGAUAUGAGCAUUUUCCGAGAACCAGGAAUGCCUCAGCUUCAGCCGUUUUUGUAUGAUCUUCCUCGAUUUGACGUGGCGUCCACAAGACAUGUGACGUCAUCAUCUCCGUUGCAUCAUCUCCCGUAUCUAGGUUCGGGGACUCUUGUUGAAAGGUUGCUUGGUUCACUGAACUAUGACCAUCGGAUGUACGUUCGUCGUAGCGCCAUUGGUGGUAGUAAACCGAAAGUUGCUACACAUAGUGUUGUUCAGAAGAUUGAGGCGUACAAGAAUGAGAAUCCUUCAAUAUUUGCAUGGGAAAUCAGGGACAAACUGUUGUCUGACGGGCUUUGCACGGAAAACAAUGUUCCAAGCGUUAGCUCCAUUAACCGGAUAUUGCGAAACAGGGCGUCAGAGCGGGCAGCUCUAGAAUACACCAGGAUCGCUUCGCGGUCUUUCUUGCCUCUGUUUCCUCCAUAUUGGAACGUGAAGACGUCACAUGAUCACGCAUGCGCGAUGUUCCAGCCAGCCUUUUCCGGUGUGACUCAAACGAUGUGUGAACAGAAGGAAAAAGAAGUGGAGGCAAUAUCAGUUGACGACGAUGACACCGUACAUGAAUGUGACGGUUUCGACAACCCCAAACUACGUCGCAACCGUACCACAUUCACUCAAGAUCAGCUGGACAUUCUAGAACGGGAAUUUGUUAAAAGCCAUUAUCCGGGGGUAAACACCCGGGAGAACCUCGCUUCAAAGACUAGCUUGUCGGAGGCACGAGUUCAGGUCUGGUUUUCAAACAGAAGAGCAAAAUGGCGACGACAGCAGCGAAUCAAUUUCAUACAGACCUCACGGGAGAUGUUGAUGCGCUACCCCGUAAUUCCAGUGGCCGAACGAGCGCAUGGUUUAGCGUCUGACCUACAAUUGCAAACGUCAGAAAAUCCAUUUAUUAAGUCACGCAUUACGUCACCGAUAACGAUUGGCAGUCAAGAAUCUGCUUUUUACAAAAAGAUACCAAAUGACAAGGGGAGUAAAUUUAAGUAAUUUUGCUAGCUGUUUUUGAUUAAAAAAAUGUUUGAACUUGGAAACAACUACAGGGUUAUUAUCUGCGUUAAAUUAAAUAAUACCGGCUAGUAUUCAUUAAUGGUUUAAAUUGCGUAUUUUCAAUAUCAGUUUGCGCUUGUUCGGAAUCAACAACACGUAAAACAAUUCAA
This is a messenger RNA of Dreissena polymorpha, 1346 nucleotides long. RefSeq names its product paired box protein Pax-6-like. Bases 136 to 1176 code for a protein of 346 amino acids. The record is from RefSeq and is a predicted model, not a curated record. Gene Ontology annotation, biological process: regulation of transcription by RNA polymerase II; anatomical structure development. Gene Ontology annotation, molecular function: DNA-binding transcription factor activity, RNA polymerase II-specific; RNA polymerase II cis-regulatory region sequence-specific DNA binding. The transcript has 6 exons. Lineage: Eukaryota; Metazoa; Mollusca; Bivalvia; Myida; Dreissenidae.